Messenger RNA from Pyrus x bretschneideri (Chinese white pear), 2474 nucleotides. Its product is annotated as cationic amino acid transporter 4, vacuolar. Gene Ontology annotation, biological process: transmembrane transport; amino acid transport. NCBI's taxonomy places the organism in Eukaryota, Viridiplantae, Streptophyta, Magnoliopsida, Rosales, Rosaceae. Gene Ontology annotation, cellular component: membrane. The record is from RefSeq and is a predicted model, not a curated record. Gene Ontology annotation, molecular function: amino acid transmembrane transporter activity.
GGUACACUGCAAAAAUGCAAGCAAUUCUCCACCUCUUCCCCUCGUUGUCCAGUUCUUACCUUAAGUGUACAACUUUGUGCUGCUGCUGCUGCUGUAAUUUCUAUAUUUGUUACUUUACUUACUUGGUAGAAUAUAUCCAUCACUAUCAACCUCCAUCCCCAGAAAUCUAUCACCUUCGGCCACCAUCCCCAUAAAAGCACCCAUCUUUCACCCAACAACCCAGUGGCAGUGUCAUCCUGCUCCCCCUCUCCUUCAUAAACUCCCUUAUCUCCAAACUGUUCUGAGAAAAACCCACAAUUUAUUCCUUUUUAUUUCAGUGAUAUAGUAGAACAGGCGAAAAGUGCUUUUGAAUUGAGUGUUUUUGGUUGGGUUUGCGAAGUGCUGAUAUGCAAAGUGUUGGUGGGAGCAAGUGCUUUUGGUUUAGAAGUUUGAUUCAGAGGAAGGAAGUUGAUUCAGUUCAUGUGGGGAGGAGGGAGGGGCAUCAUCAAUUGGCUAGGAUAUUAUCUGUCACUGACCUUAUUGCCAUUGGAGUUGGAGCUACAAUAGGUGCUGGAGUUUAUGUUCUUGUCGGCACAGUUGCUAGAGAGGGUGCAGGACCUGCACUUACCAUUUCAUUCUUAAUUGCUGGGAUAGCUGCUGCACUCUCAGCAUUUUGUUAUGCAGAGCUUGCAUGUCGUUGUCCAUCUGCUGGGAGUGCCUAUCACUAUUCAUACAUAUGCGUUGGAGAAGGUGUUGCUUGGUUGGUAGGUUGGGCUCUGAUUCUAGAAUAUACCAUUGGUGGUGCUGCUGUUGCUCGUGGCAUAACCCCAAAUCUGGCCUUGUUUUUUGGAGGCUUGGAUAAGUUACCUUCAUUCUUGGCCCGUCAUACCAUCCCUGGGCUUGGUAUUGUGGUUGAUCCAUGUGCAGCAGUGUUAGUUCUUAUUGUCGCUUUUCUCUUGUGCACAGGGAUAAAGGAGAGUUCAUUGGUACAAAUGAUUGUUACGUCAGUAAAUGUUUCUGUCAUGCUAUUCAUCAUGAUAGCAGGUGGCUAUUUGGGUUUAAAAAAUGGAUGGGUUGGAUAUGAACUUUCUAGCGGGUACUUUCCCUUUGGAAUAAACGGGAUGUUUGCUGGUUCUGCUGUGGUCUUCUUUUCUUACAUUGGUUUUGAUUCAGUUACUAGCACAGUUGAGGAGGUGAGGAAUCCUCAACGAGAUUUGCCCCUCGGUAUUGGAAUAGCAUUGUUUAUAUGUUGCAUCUUGUACAUGUUUGUAUCUUUUGUAAUAACCGGCUUAGUACCAUACUAUGACUUAGAUCCAGAUACUCCCAUUUCCUCAGUAUUUGCAAGCUAUGGGGUGGAAUGGGCAGUGUAUAUUAUAACAACGGGAGCAGUUACUGCUCUUUCUGCAAGUUUGUUGGGUUCGCUUCUUGCUCAGCCACGGAUCCUGAUGGCAAUGGCUAGAGAUGGAUUGUUACCAUCAUUCUUUUCAGACAUUAAUAAAAAAACCCAAGUUCCUGUGAAGAGCACUGUUACAACUGGUAUUUUUGCCGCAGUUCUGACGUUCUUUAUGGAUGUUUCCCAAUUGGCAGGGAUGGUUAGCGUUGGUACACUAUUUGCAUUUACAACUGCUGCACUUUCAGUUUUGAUACUACGAUAUGUGCCACCAGAUGAAGUGCCACUUUCAUCAGCACUUAAAGAGUCCAUUACGUCAGCAUCAUUGCAAACUGGUCGUACUAUUCAGGAAAGUGACAGAGAAAACCUUCCACUUCCUGCUGGCUCCUCUAAGGAUGAUAGUCAAUAUUUACGUGAAAUAGGGGAGGCAUCACUUGGCUAUCCUCUGAUUCAGAAAGUCUUAUCACAAGACAAUCGAAAUGAACAAAAAAGGCGGAAGAUUGCGGCCUGGGCCAUAGCCUUUCUCUGUAUAGGGACUUUUACCUUUGCAUUUGCAGCUUCAGCUAAAGGCGUUUCCAGCAUUCUUCGCUUCACAGUGUGCGGAGUGUCUGGCGUUCUACUGCUGUGCUGCUUAAUUGUGCUGACCUGUAUUGAUCAAGAUGAUACAAGGCACAGCUUUGGACACACUGGAGGUUUCAGUUGUCCAUUUGUUCCAUUUUUGCCUGCUGCUUGCAUUCUCAUAAAUACCUACUUACUAAUUGGUCUCGGAGCUGCCACAUGGAUCCGCGUCUCUGUAUGGUUUGCCAUAGGAGCAUUGGUAUACUUGUUUUACGGCCGAAGCCAUAGUUCACUUUACAAUGCAGUUUAUGUAUCCUCAGCUUAUGCUAAUGAGAUUUAUCGUUCCUCGUCAGACCACGCGGCCUAGUCUGCCGGGCGAGAACCACGCUCGCCCCGGUGCCGGUCACAAAUGUGUUUCUGUUAUCAUGUGUUUACUUUUCUCAUGUAAAUUUUAUGUCGGAACUUUUGAACAGAAUGUUCAUCUCAUUGUAAGUAACCCAAAUUACUUUCAGUUUCUUUGCAAUACAAAGUAAGCCUUGAAAGAGAA